Culex pipiens pallens (northern house mosquito) is the source of this 1388-nucleotide messenger RNA. RefSeq names its product 26S proteasome non-ATPase regulatory subunit 4 (gene Rpn10). Gene Ontology annotation, biological process: proteasome-mediated ubiquitin-dependent protein catabolic process. Lineage: Eukaryota; Metazoa; Arthropoda; Insecta; Diptera; Culicidae. Gene Ontology annotation, molecular function: polyubiquitin modification-dependent protein binding. The record is from RefSeq and is a predicted model, not a curated record. The transcript has 2 exons. The coding region runs from base 119 to 1270 and encodes 383 amino acids. Gene Ontology annotation, cellular component: proteasome regulatory particle, base subcomplex; nucleus; cytosol.
UGCGACAUUUCGUUUGCUUGGCGAUUCGAUUUCUGGAACAAUAAAAUUUUCUAAUUAAACGUAAAAAUCCUGCAUAAAUACUCCACGGAAACAGUUUCUAAAAACCCCACACAGCAAGAUGGUCCUGGAAAGUACGAUGCUGUGCUUCGACAACAGCGAUUACCAGCGCAACGGCGACUACUUCCCGACCCGACUGAACGCACAAAAGGACGGCGUGAACCUGGUGUGUCUGUCGAAGGUCCGCUCGAACCCGGAGAACAACGUCGGCCUGAUGACGAUGUCCAACACGACCGAGGUGCUGGCCACGCUGACGAGCGACGUGGGCCGCAUCCUGUCCAAGCUGCACCUGGUUAACCCGAACGGGGACAUUAACCUGCUGACGGGGCUGCGGAUUGCGCACCUGGUGCUGAAGCAUCGCCAGGGCAAGAACCACAAGAUGCGGAUCGUGGUGUUUGUUGGAUCGCCGGUUGCGCACGACGAGGCGGAUCUGGUCAAGCUGGCUAAAAAGUUGAAGAAGGAGAAGGUCAACGUGGACAUUGUAAGCUUCGGGGAUCACCAGAAGAACAACGACGUCUUCACGGCGUUUAUCAGUGUGUUGAACGGCAAGGAUGGUACCGGAUCGCACCUGGUUUGCGUUCCGCGUGGGUCCGUGCUGUCCGAGGCGUUGAUUUCUUCGCCGAUUAUUCAGGGUGAGGAUGGAACCGGAGGUGCGGGACUGGGUGGAGCCGGAUUCGAGUUUGGCGUCGAUCCGAACGAAGAUCCGGAGUUGGCGUUGGCCCUGCGUGUCUCGAUGGAAGAGCAACGCCAGCGCCAGGAGGACGAAACGCGCCGCGCCCAGGCCGACAGUGGCGCAGAAGCUGGCGUGGCCGUUCCUGCCCAGGAAGGAAGCUCUUCCGGCAGUGGUGCACCGGUUGUGCAGCCCAACACGGAGGAAGCGCUGCUGGAACGUGCCCUGGCACUGUCCUCGGACGAUGCGAUGCCCGACUUUGCCAACAUGACCGAGGAGGAGCAGAUUGCGUUCGCCAUGCAAAUGUCCAUGCAGGACGCCCAGCAGGAAACGCCCAUUUCGCAGCCGGCCAAGCGCCAGAAGAAGGACGAAACGCCGAUGGAGGUCGACGAGGACAUCAACGAGGUCAUCACCGAUCCCGAGUUCCUGCAGAGCGUGCUGGAGAAUCUGCCCGGCGUUGAUCCGCACUCGGAGGCGAUCCGCGACGCCGUCGGGUCGCUCAACAAGGACAAGAAGGACAAGGAGGGCGAUGAUAAGAAGUAAGGAAGAUGAUGGGGCGGCUAACGCUUUUGCAUCUAAUUCAAUAUGUUUGCUCUUUCGUAAUACUUUAUUGCUAACGCAGAAUUAAUAAAUACAUCCAUAAUCUACCCGUAAAAUACAA